This is a messenger RNA of Paralichthys olivaceus (Japanese flounder), 2119 nucleotides long. RefSeq names its product Na(+)/H(+) exchange regulatory cofactor NHE-RF2. The record is from RefSeq and is a predicted model, not a curated record. Gene Ontology annotation, molecular function: protein-membrane adaptor activity; signaling receptor binding. Lineage: Eukaryota; Metazoa; Chordata; Actinopteri; Pleuronectiformes; Paralichthyidae. Gene Ontology annotation, biological process: protein localization to plasma membrane. Gene Ontology annotation, cellular component: apical plasma membrane.
UCUUCGACUUGAACACGUCUGCGGUAGCGCUGAUGCUGAGGAUCCCCUGCAGGCUGAGUGAUCACUUUUGGAGUCGCCAGCGUUGCGCGUCAGUUUGGACCCAACACACACGAGCUGGUGGAUCGGUUACAUCGUUUUUUUAAAGUUUUAACUUUGCUGCCUCUUUCAGUGCAGUGGGAUUUCUUUCUCUGGAGAACAUUGAGCAUUGAGGACUUUGUUUGUGUUGCUCUACUAUGGGGGAGACCGUGCGUGCGUAAUGGGCAGACAUGUUUUCGCUCUGUGGAAGUUUAGCCGUGCGCUCGCUCUCCUAACCCAAACUCCCAUCUUUGCGUUCUGAUCAUCAUACUCUGACUGAACUCUGCAGGAGGUUUAAAACGACAUGGCCAGCGAGCGGAAACCGCGGCUUUGUGUCAUGGCUAAAGGGGACAACGGGUAUGGAUUUCACUUGCAUGGCGAGAAAGGGAAGAGCGGACAGUUCAUCCGCAAAGUGGAGCCCGGCUCCCCCGCAGAAGCGGCGGGGCUGCGCGCAGGGGACCGAGUGGUGGCCGUGAAUGGGGUGAACGUGGAGAAGGAGACGCAUCAUCAGGUGGUACAGUGGAUCAAAGCCGUAGCCCACGAGACCAGGUUGCUAGUGGUGGACCAUGAGACACACGAAAGUCUGCGGAGCCUGCGCCUCACGGCUACAGAGGAGAUGGCUGUUGUCGGGACAGGCUCUUCAUCCUCUCCCCCAGCAUCCCCGUCCCCGUCCUCAGUUCCAUCCACCCCUGGCAAGAAGCGGGAGAACGGCUCGGUGUCCAAGCAGCCGAUCACGCUGAGCGGCCAGGUGCAGAAGCCCACCAGGAGGUCGCCAUCGAAGGCAGCAAAGAAGGAGGCUCUUGCUCAGGCUGACGCUCACAUCCACGCGCAAUCCCAGCCCCGGCCCCAGGUCAACCCGUCCGAGCUUGUUCCACGUCUGUGCCACCUGGUGAGGUCAGAUACGGGCUACGGCUUUAACCUCCACAGUGAGCGGUCACGACCCGGACAGUACAUCCGCUCCCUGGACCCAGGAUCACCCGCAGACGGCGCCGGACUACGGCCUCAAGACAGACUCAUCGAGGUAAAUGGUGUGAACAUCGAGGGCAUGCGGCACGCAGAGGUGGUGGCCUUCAUUAAGAAAGGGGGAGACGAGACCUGGCUGCUGGUGGUGGAUCCAGAAACAGACGAUCACUUCAAGAGGAGGGGGGUUAUCCCUACUGUUGCUCAUGUCAAAGACUAUGAUGGUCCGUCCAUAUCCAACGGCUCCCCCAGCCCUCAGAUCAACGGCAGCUCCACCACACAGUCCAUCAGGUCCACGCGCUCCGACCUCAGCAGCCAGGGCAACAGCACACAGCUGGCGGACGAUGAGGGCAGCCCGCUGUUGGAUCCAUUCGCCGAGAUGGGCCUGAGUCUAAGCGCCACGGCGGCAGAGGAAAAGAUGAAGGUGCACGCCAAAGAAAAGAGGAAGGCACCACAGAUGGACUGGAUGAAGAAAUAUGAACUCUUCAGUAAUUUCUGAGACAGUCCCCUCACAGGACACUUCACAGAACAAAGGACAGAGCUGUCUGCCGCCCUCUGCGUGGAUGAGUUUGUGUUGUUGGAGAACAUCCCUCUUACUACACUUAAGACGACUCAAUACAACUGAAGAUCAUUUGUUCUUGGAAUGGAAAGUGACAGAGGGAUAAAGUCGUCCAGUGGAUUUUACUUCAGCCACUUAAGAGACUCUUAAACAGUCACAUUUCCAUCUUCAAAGUACAAUAAAGCGUUGACUGACCUCAGAAACUGUAUGCUUUGGUAAAAUAACACUGCUCAGAGGGAGGAUUAUCUUAAAAAGCUUCACAGACAUGUACUUUUAAACAUGUUUUCACAAAUUUGCCUCAAUCCCCAUCACUUUUCAUUUACUUUUAUCAUUCCCUUUCCUGCCUAUACUCCGAGAUACUCGUUUAAAACAAAUGGGGCAGGCAGUUAUUUUUAUAUUUAAAAUGUAUAAACUAUAAACUACAGAUAAACAUUAUCCCAAAAUCAUGGUCUGGAUCAUGGACUGGAUUUAAGAUAGUUUAAUGGACACUGUGACAUUAAUGAUUGUGGACUUUGUCAGUCAGCA